UCCUACAGGGGUGGAGCUGAGAUGUGAGGAAAUAAAGCGAGGAUGUACAAAUUAAAAUUGAGAGAAACACGCAGUGUACGUUAGUGUGUUAGAAAGCACAAUAGUUAGAGACACGAUGAAGCUUCUUUUUCAGGUCCUUUUGCUGGUUGUAAUGUUCGCUUUACAGAAAUGCCAGGAGGAAUACUACGCAGACGCUCCAGAAUAUUACUCUGUGGAUACUGAUAAGGCAGUGUUUGAGAUCACAAUGCACGAACAGGUGGAAGACAGAGAGAAAAAUAGAGUCGAAGUGGUGUGCAUGUUUGACCGAAUGUUUGAAUGGGAAUUCAGUCGGUGGAUAAAGCCUUUUGAGCUGUCUGUGCAGAGUGAACUGAACUACACCAAGGAUAAAGUCAAUUGCAAUUCUGUAGGUACUAGAAUAACAUGUGUGUAUAUGGUCACUGUGAGUCCACCUGCUUCCUUCACCUGUGAACGUGAGGUUCAUUCUAAUGGAGAUUUCAUAAUUAUGCGCACAAAGACCUACACUUACAAGCGCUCAGACUAUACAGACUAUACGGAUCAUCAUGAGGAAGAAGGAGUGUCUUCAUUCUGCAUGGGCCUUUCCCCCACCAUUGCUGUUGGUCUCUUCAUCAUGACUGUGGCAGUGAUCGUGACCUGACCACCAUCAGGAGUAAGGCUACAGACUCCGUCAUCAACCCCACAACUGUUACAGACAACGACUACAUGGAUCUGACGAGAGAAGAACAGACCUGAAGAGGAGAAACAAACUUCUACUGUACAUUUACAUUUUACAUUUAAUCAUUUAGCAGACGUCUUUUUACAAAGUGAUUUACAAAUGAGAAGAGCAAUAGGAGCAGUCGAAUGAACCAAAUGAUUUGAAAAAAGAUUUGUUCAUUUUGAUGUUUGUUUCAUUUGAUGAACGAGUUCGAACAGGAGAGUCAUGAACGCGCAUUGAAUGUCUUAAGGGCUGCACGUGCAUGAUAUAUUGUUUUAACAUCCAUAUUGCAAUGUGCGCAUCCGCGAUAGACACAUCACAGGAUGUGCGAUGUCAAGUACAGACUUUAUAUAUGCCAAAGAAACAAGCUUGCAGCCAUCUUUAGAAUUUUGUCUUUUAACUGACUUUUUUUUUUUUUUUUGCGGUAGCUCUGUAAAUUACUAAGGCAUCUCUGUCGAAGAGUAAUUAGCUGGUGAAGUGGAUUUACUUAUUGUAAGUUACCAUGAGAAUUGUAAUGUUUGAAGCGGAUGUCAUAUCAAUACCGGAUAAUUUUAAAAUGAGUGGUUCAUUCAUAAAUCCGUAAGAUCUUACCCUCAUGCUAUGGAAAUACAAACCGGAAGACAAAAAACACAACGAGCGCAGCGCUGAAAAGGGCCGUGGCUACUGUACAUACGGCCUAUAGUGAUCAUCAGUUGAUCCAUACUGACCAGGCAUCACAUUUCAGUUGAAACACGUGAUUCUCGGAUUGAUUGCAAAGUUUAACCAUCAUAGAGCAAAAGUUCAUCAUUUAUAUGUGCUUUAGGUUCUGUCAGUUUAAACAUUUAAAUGAUUUUAAACCAUUCUAGCGCAAGAAGAUGCGAAAGAAAACUUAAUUAUGAACCUGUCCGCUGUUUUCUGUGCACAGACAGCACGCAAACAACGAAUUCCUUUCUCUUCCGUGUCCAUCCGUGCUUGAAAGGACUCAUACAUGCAAAAUUAUAUCAAAAUGCCCGUUUCGGUGAGUUUUCUCGUAAACACAGUCGCUUAUGAGAAAGAAAACGGAUGUUUAUCAUUGUAUUGGACCUUUGCAUUCGGUGUUAAAGUGACAGCAGCCUAAUCUUGGUGCUGUCUGUGUCAUUAAUGUUAAUCAAAGAACAAAAUAAAGGAAAUCCCUAAAUGAAAUUAUAUAAUGAAAUUAUAUUUCAUUUAUACAGUGAAGAAUACAGUGCUAUUUUACAUUUCAUUAUUCGAUUUUUGUACCUGAAUACUGUAAGUCUUGCAUAAAGCUAUGUUUAUUUCAUUUGUAUCUUUGUUCUAUUGUAUUCAUCUAUGGUGGUAAUUUGUUUGUCCUUUCAGGUUCAAAAUCACCCGUCAUACUACAAUGAUUCAUUCUUUACAAAUAGAGCAAUUCAUCUGGUGAAGUUGCAAUAAAUAUUGCAGAAAACCAAAAUAUCGCAAUGUCAUUUCCAAUAUCGUGCAGUAGUUGCAAGAGCAGCACAAAGAAUUUCAGUAUAUUUCCCAGUUCCUUCCUGUUACGCAAGAACAGCAUAUAAAAUGUUUAGAUUCAGAAGACACUGUGCCUUUUUCUCUCAGAUAUCUCAAUCCUUUUGAACCCUUAUUUCUUUAAACUCUGAUUUUCACAAACUUCAUCUGAUACAAUACUGGAUAUUAUUACUAAGAUUUCUUUUUUGCUAUUUCAAUUUUCAUAUUUACUUGAUUCAUUCAUUUGUCAUUAUAAUUUUACAAUUUCAAAUUUGUUAUUCCUUACUUUUAUUGGAUCUCUGCCAUCAUUCGCUCGUCUGCCUGGACCACACUGCAUCAAGAAUGAACAUGCUUUAUGUCCUUUUAUUGGUCCUUUGGUCAUCUUUCAACAGAACCAGCUCCUUCCUUAUCUACAACAAGGACCACAACAAAUGUGUGUAUGCCGUGAGUGCUAGUGUAGUGCUGACUGCGCCAUGCGACGCAUCUUUCACAGCUCAGCGUUUCCUAUGGAUUUCCUCAUCACGAAUCAUCAGCCUCGCUUUUAAUCUCUGUUUGGGGGCCGAGAAGAUCGAAGACGGGGCCAAUGUUCUCCUUCUGCCCUGCAAUGAGUCUAACCCCCAACAAACCUGGGAGUGUAAAGAUGAGACCUUGCUUGGACUGAAGGGACAUCCACUGCACUUGAACUAUGGAGAUUAUGUCGAGCCAAAUAUGAUGCUGUUCAAUGAAACAGGAGUUUGGAGUCGCUGGCUGAUUUAUGGGACCAAUGAAAAUUUGUGUUCUCGUGGAUAUCAAGAGAUGGCUAGUAAUCCUAAUGGGAAACCGUGCUAUUUCCCUUUUAAGUUUAAUGGAGAUGUGUACGCCGAGUGCACUGUGGAUGGCAGGGGUGAUGGUCAUCUGUGGUGUUCCACAGAAAAUGAUUACGAAAAGGAAGAGUGGGGCUUCUGCCACCCAAUAAAUGCUCCAGAGACCAACAUCGCAGUGUACCGGCAGAUGCAGGACAGAGAGCAUGUGAUAGUGAUGUGUUCAUUUGGCAGGAGGUUCACUAAGAGCUCUUUCCAGCUGUCAGUGGAGGGUGAACACAACUACACACUGAAGGACCCACUGUGUUAUUCAAAUGAGAAGUGUGUGUUUGAUGUGAAAGUGAGUCCACCUUUUUCCUUCACCUGUGUGCACGAGAUUAAUUCUGCGGUGAACCGUCGCAGUGAGACUUACACAGAUGAUCAUGAGGAAGGAGUGUCUUUAUUCUACAUCUGCUUUUCCUCCUCCAUUGCUGUUUGUCUCGUCAUCAUGACUGUGGCAGUGAUCGUGACCACCAUCAGAGGCAAAUAAAGGAGAGUGUUUACACUAGUUACUCACAGUCAGAUCAAAAUCUAUAAAUGGAAAUGCAUAGCAUGUGAGCAUCUCUUAGAGCAUCUCUGAAAUGCUUUGUUAUGCAAUUAAUUUUGUUUUGUUUCGUUAUUUCCCUUAAAGAAGCUCAAAGACUAACACGCAGCCGUGGUUUUCUGAGCUGAAGAUGCAAGUUUCUCUUCCUCAAUCUUAUUUCUGAUGACGGCAUUAUCUCAAUAUAGUUCCCUGCAUGCGUUUCUAUGUUAAAAUCUGACACCACUUGGUGUGAGAUUCAUUUUGACAUGCAAUGCUAUAUUAAGGUGUUGUGAUUGUGUUUCGUGCGUUCAGGAUUAGAUUUGAUCAGUCUUCAGCUUCAGUUUUAUUUGAGGAAAAAUCCUAAAAUAACUUAGCAGAUCUUAACUUAAGUUGUGCUUCAAUACAACAGACUCAAGCCUAAUUUUAUUAUAUGAUUUUUUUUCCUUAGGCAUUUGUUAAGAUUUUCUAUUAUAAUUUAAGUGAUGCAAUUUUAGAACUGUGUUAGGAUGAAUUCAUCACAUUAGGAUGAAUUGCUUAUGCUGUAUUUGUAUGUUUAGAAAAAAAAUGUCUUCUGAAUUAAUAUAAUUUUUUUUUAAUUUUUUAAUAUAAACAUGUUUUUUACAUGAAGAUCAUAACGAUAAAUUGUAUGAAUUAGAAUGUGAAUUGCAGGUUAAUUGAUGAUACAUUAACUAAUAAACGCAUACAAAAUACAAA
Molecule: messenger RNA, 4249 nt
Organism: Pimephales promelas (fathead minnow)
Lineage: Eukaryota; Metazoa; Chordata; Actinopteri; Cypriniformes; Leuciscidae
Source: RefSeq, a predicted model, not a curated record